AGACCGAGCGGCCCGGGUUCGAGCGCCCAGCCCCUCAGCGGAUCAUGGUGCAGCAGGCGGAGACCUUGGAAGCGGAGAGCAACCUGCCCCGGGAGGCGCUGGACACGGAGGAGGGAGAAUUCAUGGCUUGCAGCCCGGUGGCCCUGGACGAGAGCGACCCAGACUGGUGCAAGACGGCGUCGGGCCAUAUAAAGCGGCCGAUGAACGCCUUCAUGGUGUGGUCCAAGAUCGAGCGCAGGAAGAUCAUGGAGCAGUCUCCGGACAUGCACAACGCCGAGAUCUCCAAGAGGCUGGGCAAGCGGUGGAAAAUGCUGAAGGACAGCGAGAAGAUCCCGUUCAUCCGGGAGGCGGAGCGGCUGCGGCUUAAGCACAUGGCCGACUACCCUGACUACAAGUACCGGCCCCGGAAAAAGCCCAAAAUGGACCCCUCAGCCAAGCCCAGCGCGAGCCAGAGCCCGGAGAAGAGCGCGGCUGGCGGCGGCGGCGCAGGCGGCGGUGCGGGCGGCGCCAAGACCUCCAAGGGCUCGAGUAAGAAAUGCAGCAAGCUCAAGGCCCCCGCGGCCUCCGGCGCCAAGCCUGGCGCGGGCAAGGCGGCCCAGCCUGGGGACUACGGCGGCGCGGGCGACGACUACGUGCUCGGCAGCCUGCGCGUGAGCGGCGCGGGCGGCGGCGGCGCGGGCAAGACGGUCAAGUGCGUCUUUCUAGACGAAGACGACGAGGACGACGACGACGACGACGAACUGCAGCUGCAGAUCAAGCAAGAGCCAGGCGAGGAGGACGAAGAGCCGCCGCACCAGCAGCUUUUGCAACCUCCGGGCCAGCAGCCUUCGCAGCUGUUGAGACGCUACAACGUCGCCAAGGUGCCCGCCAGCCCCACGCUGAGCAGUUCGGCCGAGUCCCCGGAGGGCGCGAGCCUCUACGACGAGGUGCGGGCCGGCGCGACCUCGGGCGGCGGCGGCGGCAGCCGUCUCUACUACAGCUUCAAGAACAUCACCAAGCAGCACCCGCCGCCGCUCGCGCAGCCUGCGCUGUCGCCCGCGUCCUCGCGCUCUGUCUCCACCUCCUCCUCUUCGUCGUCCAGCAGCAGCAGCGGCAGCAGCAGCAGCAGCAGCGGCGGCGAGGACGCCGACGACCUGAUGUUCGACCUGAGCUUGAAUUUCUCCCAAAGCGCUCACAGCGCCAGCGAUCAGCAGCUGGGGGCCGGCGCAGCGGCCGGGAACCUGUCCCUGUCGCUGGUGGAUAAGGAUUUGGAUUCGUUCAGCGAGGGCAGCCUGGGCUCCCACUUCGAGUUCCCCGACUACUGCACGCCGGAGCUGAGCGAGAUGAUCGCUGGGGACUGGCUGGAGGCGAACUUCUCCGACCUGGUGUUCACGUAUUGAAAGGGGCGCCCCGCUUCUCGCUCUUUCUCUCGGCGGGUGCAGAGCAGGGUUCCUUGGGAGGAAGUCGUGGUGGUCAUGAUCGAUAAGGGUGUUGAUGGUGGUGGUAGGGUGGAGGGGAGAGAAGAUGCUGAUGAUAUUUGAUAAGAUGUCGUGACGCAAAGAAAUUGGAAAAGAUGAUGAAAAUGUUGGUGGAGUUAAAGUGAAAUGAGUAGUUUUUAAACAUUUUUCUUGUCCUUUUUUUGUCCCCCCCUCCCUUCCUUUAUCGUAUCUCAAGGUAGUUGCAUACCUAGUCUGGAGUUGUGAUUUUUUUUUCCCCCCCCUCAAAAAUGUGUUUUUGUAAUUACUAUUUCUUUUUCCUGAAAUUCGUGAUUGCAACAAAGGCGGAGGGGGCGGGGCGGGGAGGGGAGGCAGAGCCCGCUCCGGAAGGCGCUGUUUGAAGCUUGUCGGUCUUUGAAGUCUGGAAGACGCCCGCAGAGGACCCUUUUGGCAGCACAACUGUUACUCUAGGGAGUUGGUGGAGAUUUUUUUUUCUUAAGAGAUCUUAAAGAACUGGUGAUUUUUUUUUUUUUAACAAAAAAAGGGACCAUUGCAACUUUUUAAUUUAAUUUUAUUUUUUUGGAGGGAGAAAACUGAUGUCUUCUAUGCAUCCGAUUCUUAACAAAAACUGCAGGGAGCUUGAAAAAAUGCAGACUGUACAAACGCUUACAAAAAAAAACUGUGAACUGACUUAAGAUCAGAGUUUACUUUUCAGAUCAAAUUGUUUAUGGUUUUACAAAUGUGAUUUCUACUUGCCAACUUUUUUUUUGUAACUCGUUCCCUUAUACCUCCUUGAUUGAAUACCAGACAGCCUAGACCUCAGUACAAAAGGUAUUGAAACAUUUUUGAUACAUAACAGACCUCAGUCUUUUUUAAAAAUUAAUAUAUUUUCAGGCGUAUUUUUGUACAGUGAAAAGGGAACAUUCUUGCUGUGUUUUUUCAGUAAGACUUUCAGGCACUUCUUCCCUUUUGAUUUCUUUUUUUUCCUCUGUUUUAGCAUGCAAGUAUGUUGGUACGUUAUGUCCUGGUUUAAAAAGGAUUAAAAUUUUAAAAUAAUCCUUGCAUCUAAAGGCCUUGUGGUUUAAAAAAAAAAGCAAACUUUUUUUUGUACAGCUAUAGUAGAGAUUUGUUCAAUAUUUGUAGGUAAAGAUUUAUUGAAAAUGGUGAUAUAGACCUCAGAGCUGUUAUCUUAGUUUAAAGACUGUAUAUGUACUAUACUAUAUGUUAGGACUAUAUGUAUCUCAUACGCUGUGAUGUGGAUGGGGCCCCAGAUGGAAGGUUUGAAACUGGAUUCUCGAUUUUUAGCAAAAAAGGAAAAAAAGGCACAUAGUUUAAAAAGUUUCUCAUUUUGUGCAAUAUAAUCUAAAUAAAGUACAGACCAUCUGCAUACUUUGUAGCAAAUGGUGGCAAAGCAGACUCAAUGCACUGUCGACAUCACUGCCUGUUUUUUUUAUUUUUUCUUUCUUUUUUUUGUGCUGGAAGUCUGUAUCUUGACAAUUUUAAUAAAUCAGCUGGAACUGAUAGAAACUUGCAUGGCCAAUAGUCUCUCUAGAAGUCAAACUGGAGGUCCUGUGUCGCAGCGCAUUCGGUCUUGAGGCCGUUGUGUGCGUGGUGGGGGCGGCGGACGGGAAUCCUACAUUUUCGGGGGGUUAAAGCUCAGUGGCAGUGAGAGGUGCUCAGUUGACAGGCAGGUUUCUUUUUCCUCCUUCUCUCGCUAGUUGUGAAAGACUAGCGUAGAGUAUUCUUUCUCUCUGCCUUCCCUGCCCAUCCUCCCCCCAUUUCCUUUCUCACCUCAUCUCCCCACACCCCCGAGCGGGCGGGCUGCGCCGAGAGGCCCUGGGAGGUGGCCGGGAAGGGGCGGCCAGCUCUCGCGGUCGGGGUCCUGCGCUCGCCGGGGCCGUGCUUUGCUGUGACAGCCUCCCAGAGCAGGGAGCACUCCCGUCCGCGCCUCUCCUCAGCGGGUGGGGACAGCCGUUUCCAAUUUUGAAUGUUUUCCCUCUAAUUAUUUUCCUUUUUUUUUUUUUUUGGUUUUGUUUUGGUUUUUUGUUGUUGUUUUUAACGCUGCAUCUUCGCGAGUUCGCAGAGGUAGAUGCUAGGAGAAAAGCGGCUCCAGUUUUUGACCUGUAGCGGUGAUGGGGAAAAGAGAGGGAGGACAGGGGAGACGUCGGUGUCUGUACACUUCCUCGUCCGCCGGGGCUGUGGAACUCGGAGAACUCAGCCGGCAGAGGGAUGGGGGACGGCGCCGGGCCAGAGGAGCGCUGGGCGCAGCGGGACGGAGGCUGGCCUAGGGCGGCCAGAGGAACACGCACGGCCACCGUGCGAUCCGAGACGUGGCCUCCAGGUUGCCAAAGCAGGCCGCGCCAUCGGUUGUGGGGCGUAGGCACACGGGUGGCCGAGGCAGAGACCCUCCUCCCCGCGCCUGGCUUUCCUGGCCGCGCCAUCUAGUACGUCUGGGCACACCAGGCCCUGGAGACGCGGGACGGGCAGGGAGCUUCAGAGUGGGUGGAAGAAAGCAAAUCCCGGGGGGAGGUGGCUGUCGCACCCGCGCCCCACAGGCCCUCCCGGGGCCCUCGGCGCGCGCCAGCUCGGGGCUGCCCCGGAACCAGCCUCCCGGCGAGCGGCGGCCACCGGGGCGGUUGCGCAUCUUGAUUGUUCUGCCUCCUUGGGGCUCCGGCUGCGGCGCGGGCGCGACUCCUCGGCGCUCUCCGCCCAGUGGGGACCGUUUGUCCGUCCACGCCCCAUUUUUCCAGCUCCAGCCUGUGUCCCCGAGCCCUCGCGGCAGGCCCUGGCUGCGGGCGCGCUCCCUCCUUCAGUGUCUUCACCGCCUUUUCCCGGGGGGCCGGGUGGAGGGAGGCUGGUGGGGCUGCAGCGCCGCGAUGCAGGAGUGUUCAGUGGCUAAUUGAAACUCGGUGCAAAAUUGCAAGGGCUUUUUUUUACCUACUGAAAUGGUUUACCAAGGCUGGGCCUUCCUUUUUUACUGAGAUUUUGGCGAGAGCAACGCCAGAGUCCACACGGUAACACGAGCAGCUAGGCCAAGCGGCCCCCGCCCGCCCUUCUUCGCCUCUCCCCGCCCCCUCUCCUGAGCUUGGGCUCCCCGCCCCUCCCCCUCCAGCGAGCCUGCACCCCCGCCCCCACCCCUGGAUGCGCAGCCAGCUCGCUUCUGCUGCAGGAGCACAGAUUUCCUCCCUGCGGCUUCUUUCGAUGAACCGUCAGAUUUCAGGAGUACACUUGGGAAAAGGGCUGAUGGCGUUAACCAGGUUCUCAAUAUAGAACUGGAUUUCUGGAGCUGUUGACUCCCCUCAUCCCCGGGAUAGACUAAUGUAGCCAUUGGUCGGACAUAUAUUUUAGCCACGAAUAAUUGAACCAGCGGUUUACAUUGACAGUUUUUCUGUGCUGGUAAUUUUACGUGGCGGCCCUCUACUGCGGUUUUAAAACUUGUUGAGAACACAAACCCAUUUUAUUAAGGCUGAUUCUAUGUACUUCGAAAACCCGAAAACGUUGCAUGUAUUUUAUGUUUUAAUUAUAGAUGAACCUUGGACAUUUUCUGUGGUAAGGUAGCAAUUUUAAGUAAAUUAGUAAUUGGCGUCAGAAUGGAAAAGAGAUAGUCGUGGAGUUAAAACAACAAAAAAAAGCCAUUUGGCCUAACUUCUUGAUAGAACUAAGAGAAAAGCAGUUGGUUGGCGAUCUGAAUUGAAAACCUGGUAGAACUCAGGUCAGGCGCUUAAAUGUGCUUUUUAACCAUAUUUAAGGCUGUUUUGACGAAUGCAUUGUGAAAAUCAUUCUUAAUGAAUUCUUUAUUGAAUGUCUAAAACAUAGUAUAAUACACAAGAUAUUCUUGCCACUGGAUAGUCUUCAAUAAAAGUUUGAUUUUUUUUCGAUCUCUUAAAUAAGUCUUAUUUUUAGCUAAGCAUUGAGAGAAUAUCUUAAAAUGGUAACAGGGGGGUGGGGGUGGGUGGUGUGUGCACAGCAGCCUAGACAGAGGGGAUCCUGCUGUUUAUAACUAGUUCACAGACUCUGAUGGCAUUUUAGUAAGAUUUACAUCUUUUAAGAACUUGAACCAGCAUUCUCUUAUUAAUCCUUUAAAUUGUGGAAAUAAUUUCCAGUUCUUACACUCUGAUGCAUCCUUUUUAUUAAAAUAAAUGCUAAUAAAAGGCAGUGUACUUAAACUGUGCUUUGCAAAUAUUAUGUAUGUUAUGAAUGGCUACAGACAGUGGGCAAGUUAUUUGUAGAAUGAUUAUCCUUUAGCUAGGAAAAAAAAUCAUUACAACUCUUGGGCUGAGAUGUUUCUUUUUAAUGUUAAUCAAGGGGAAGUGAUUUAAAUAUGCAUGCAUAUAGCAGUCAGGACGAUUUAGUUGUUUUUUUCUUGAAAGAAAAAGACUCAAAAGGCAAGACUUAUUUUUCUCUUCUCUGGGAAUUGAAACCAUAAUCAUCUGUUACUGGGAUAGUACAAGAAAUUUACAUUUGUUUUUCACUUCAGAAUCUAAAUGGCUUGCCCAAGGAAUCUGAGAAAUGAAACAAAUAAGUUGCUCUAUUUUAAAGUAGUCAUUCAGUAUAAAUAUAUUAUAUCGAUCUUAACUUUUUUAUUCUCUGAUAUGAUUAAUAGUAUGUAUAUUCUUACUUUUCUUCUAAUGGGCAUAUGUAUCCUUGUGGACACUUUGGAGAGAGGUUUUCUUAGACUCUCCCAUUUAUAGAAUCUUUAUACUCUUUUACUGUGUGGUUCACUGCUUUUAACAGAUUUCUGAGGCAAAUAUAUUUGUGCUUUUUUCUUAUGUAGGAAGACCAGUGAAAUAGUUUUACUGAGUUGUCAAUUUUAUCAGUAGAUAAGAAACUUUCUUUAUUACAGUUUCAGGGAAGAUUUUUUCAGGAUAUUUCUCAGUUAUUCUAAGGGCCAAAUUUUGUAAAAUUUCCAUAAGGAAUGUCAGUUUCCAAUACCCUUUGUAUAGCCUAAGCCUGUGAGGUUAACAAGAAUGAGCCUUACUUGUCCUUACACAGGAAUUUACAAGUUCCCAAAGUAACCGUCUCCAUGUAACUCUUGACUUGCUUUUCUGCGAUUUGGCUUUUAUUUUUAUUAUUGGUUCUUUUUCACUGUUCAUUCUAUUUACUUUUGACCACAUCCUCUUUCAUUUGGUUAUCUGGAAAAUUCUGCUCUUUGAUAACAGCUCAGGUUUUUUUUUUUUUUUUUUUUUACCUUAAUGUUUUGUUUGGGGUUUUGCCCCUUUCUGUGGAGCCUGCAUUUUCAACCACAAUAAAGAUUAAACAAAAUUUAUGAAACUGAGCUUUCUUCCAUUUUACUCAUUGCUGGCUUAUUUUCUCCCAUCUUACCAUAUCUUUUUUUUUUAAUUGUAUUUUUUUAACACUACCUAUAUCCAUUAGCUGCCUAAUUAGUUUUUAUCUGUUCCAUGUGGAUGCAGUGAGUUUAUAAGAGAAUUUCACAAACAAGUAGUUUUUUAGUGAACUUAAAAUAAACAGAAUUUUAAAGGAGACCUAUUUUUAUACUCAAUAAAAGCACAAAAGUGCAGAAAGUAUAAAAUGGCUUACAAAGGGAAACAUACGUUCAUAAUGUUCCAUGUAUAAAAGUAAUAAUUUUAUUGGGGAGAGAUAUUCUUCAAGAUCAGUACCUCUGCCAGUGCACAGAUAGGACUGUUUUAAAGGAAUUGGGAACUUCUGGUUGCCUUCAGUUGCAAACAGACUUCUCCAUGGAGAAACAAACCACUACAAGCAAUAUGGUACAGCAGAGGUGUGGUUUCCAAUGACCAAUUGGUGAAUUAAAGCAACCUGGAUGUGCAUCUGUGGAGGCUCCGGCUCACUGUUUGAUCAAACUUCCUUUAUGUAGUCAUGUAGACUUGAUUUUCUCUGCUGUGAAACAUGACAAAGUAAAGCAAUAUGACACAAAUCUUAAAAAAUGCAUACAAGAUAGGAUUUCCUCUAGGCUCCUCCUAGAUUUUUUUAAACUAUGACAAUGUUAUUUUCUUAGAUACGUUGCGUUCCUCCUUCAAGAAAGGAACAACUGGAAAUAAUACACUAUAUAAGGAAUUUUGAUCAAAUAGAUAACGACAAAGGGCCCUCUGUCACGUUUUUUCUUCAUCUAGCUUUUGUUCAAAACCAGUAGGCCUCCUCCCUUGAAUCGCGUGGGGGGCAACGUUAGACGCCACUCAUUCCUUCCUUAUUUUGUCUACUUUUACUCUUGUACAUAUGUUGUGAGGUUAAGAGUCUUUUGCAUUUGUUCCGUGACACCUUUUUUUGAAUGGACUGUUUUAAAACGGAGGCCUCUUAUUUCCAGGGUAGGACUCCUGGUGGUUAUGGCAUCCCACAAUGCUUCGUGAUGGCCACAAGGACAGAACCACCUGAUGUUUUAGAGCAGUUUUCAGCAUGACACUGUUAGCAAGGGUGUAUUUUCGGAGGCCACAUGAAACUUACUUUCUUAGCCACUCCAGGUUGGGGAGCAGAAAAGCUGAAAAACCCUUUUGUGUAGAAGUCUGAGUGGUUUGUGGGGGGGACCGUUUUUUAGAGUUUGCAUGCCAGCGCACUGAGCUAUCGCUGUAACACAGAGAGAGGGGAAAGCUACCUGCCGCGGUGUGCUGGAGGAUGAGGUGUUUGAUGGGGAAGAAAAUGCAUGGCAAAGUUUUGUCUUCAGUAGACUAUCUAGCAUGCAGAGUUUAGUGUGUUGAAACGGUGUAUGACAUUGCUGUAUCAAAGUUGUAAAAUUAAGCAUUAUUUAUUGAAAACUAUGUAUUUUUUUGUAAAAACCUGAUCACAUAGAAAAUAUCAGUGGCUUGUGCUUGUGCUUCAAUGGAACCAGCUUCUUGCCCCACCCUCCUUGGUAUGCAGUGUUAACGCUCAGGGUUGAAAAUAGUACACUCCAAUGUCUCUUUUGCAAGAGUUUUUCACAGAGGAAUACAUUUGUUCAAAAGACUCUAAUAAAAUUGUGUGAUCAAUCUUCA
Molecule: messenger RNA, 8356 nt
Organism: Nycticebus coucang (slow loris)
Lineage: Eukaryota; Metazoa; Chordata; Mammalia; Primates; Lorisidae
Gene: SOX11
Product: SRY-box transcription factor 11
Exons: 1
Coding region: 45-1379 (444 amino acids)
Biological process (GO): negative regulation of transcription by RNA polymerase II; positive regulation of transcription by RNA polymerase II; neuron differentiation
Molecular function (GO): DNA-binding transcription activator activity, RNA polymerase II-specific; RNA polymerase II cis-regulatory region sequence-specific DNA binding
Source: RefSeq, a predicted model, not a curated record